Molecule: messenger RNA, 1356 nt
Organism: Aureobasidium pullulans EXF-150
Lineage: Eukaryota; Fungi; Ascomycota; Dothideomycetes; Dothideales; Saccotheciaceae
Exons: 2
Coding region: 1-1356 (451 amino acids)
Biological process (GO): adenylate cyclase-activating G protein-coupled receptor signaling pathway
Cellular component (GO): plasma membrane
Molecular function (GO): G protein-coupled receptor activity
Source: RefSeq, a predicted model, not a curated record
AUGGCAAGCUCUACAUUAUCAGACAAGUACUUUCCAUUUCCGGAAAGCAUGUCACCGCUACCACCUUCUCUGAAAAAGGGAAUGCUAGUACCAGGAACAAUUGGUCUUUUAUCAGCUGCUUCAUCCAUCGGCAUGCUGCUGUUCAUUAUUUACCGGUUCUUGACAUGGCGUGCACAUUACAAGACGUUCGUUGGGUAUAACCAGUAUGUGGCGUUGAUCAUCAACCUCCUGGCUGCGGAUUUGCUACAAGGCGUUGCAUUCAUGUUUUCAUAUCAUUGGGUGUUCACUGAUGGCAUCGUUGCGCCUUCGGUGAAGUGUACCAGCCAAGGCUUCUUGCUCAAUGCAGGCAACCUGUCUUCCGGCUACUUUGUCAUGGCCAUUGCCCUACAUACCUUCUAUGGUGCUGUUAAGGGCCGCCAUCUCAAGCCCAUCAUCUUCUAUCCUAUUCUCGGCGGUGGCUGGUUCUUCGCACUCUUCUUAUCAGCAAUGGGACCCAUACUCCAUGGCAACCACUAUUACGUACGAGCUGGUGCAUGGUGCUGGGCUGCUCCUGAGUUCCAAACCGAGCGUCUGGCUUUCCACUACAUCUGGAUUUUCGUCGUCCAAUUCGGAACAGUAAUAAUCUACGUCCUGAUCUUCUGUCACUUGAAGAACACACUGACAACAAUCUUGCCAUCUUCACAUUCAACCACGCACGCCAAGGUCGACAGAGCUGCUCGACUGAUGCUCAUGUUUCCUCUCGCCUAUAUAAUUCUUACCCUGCCACUCUCCGCCGGACGUAUGUGGAGUAUGGCCCAUCACACCUAUACCGUACAUGAAGCCUACCAACUCGCUUCUGGCGCUCUGAUCGCCUGCUCCGGAAUGGUAGACUGCCUACUCUACACACUCACUCGUCGCUCACUGGUACAAUCGAACAACAACUCAACUGCCAACAAGAGCACCACAACAACCAGCAAUCUCGAUAGCUACGAUCUCUCUCGCCUCAACGGCAUAACACAAACCCGUACAGUGACCGUCACUGGUGAUCGCGUCUCAACUAUUUCCGGCCACUCUCAAAUCAGUGAAGACGACGACGCAUACUCCAUGCGCACCAUUUCCACCAGCCCGAAGAAGAAGCAUGGGCUUCGCGAACCCCCGCGCGCUCACUCUCCCACUAGCUCCAUUGACAGAAUCAUGGGUAUCGAAGGCUUGGAUCCCAGAAAGCCAGCACAUAAAGUCCAGAUCUCGACAUAUGAAGCCAGAGUCUCUGAAGACGUGGAUAGUUUGAGGGAUAGCGAAAGGUCGGAGUCGCCUGUCAAUGUCAUGAGAGGGCUUGCGAAAAUGGUCAAGUUGCCUAAUCUUGUGGACAGGAAGUAG